Stylophora pistillata is the source of this 1783-nucleotide messenger RNA. RefSeq lists its product as uncharacterized. The record is from RefSeq and is a predicted model, not a curated record. Lineage: Eukaryota; Metazoa; Cnidaria; Anthozoa; Scleractinia; Pocilloporidae.
AGGGAGGUAAUACGGGUGUGCGAACACAAAAGACGGUUUUCAAUUUGGCGUUAGUCGUAAUGAGAAAAUAGCCCAUCGAGUUUAUCGUUACAGAAAGAACAUGAACAAACAGAUAGGGUCCGUUGAAUCGCGACGGGAGAUAGUGGUUUAGUUUACGCGUUUUUUCGAAGACAUGCCACACACUAGUCUGUUUACCCAAGUUGAUCCAGUUUUGGAAUUACGGAGAUAUAACAUGGCACCUUCAAUUACACGUGGAAAAGGUACAAAUCGCAUUAAAAGUGCCAAAAAUGAAUCAAUUAUGACAGGGAUUGGAAAAGAAAGACUUAAGUCGAGGGAGAGAAGUACAACUCUUGCUACCGUAUCUUCAAUUGCGGGUUACCAUGUUACAAAACAAUGGAGUCGCGAGGGAUCGAGUUUAAUCGGACAAUAUUCUUCUAAGAAAGUAAAUUUCUCCUCGAAGCCAUUACAGUUAUCUCGCUCAAAUGCAAAACCAGGUAACAGUUCGUCAAAGCCACGAGGAAAAGUUGGCGACAUUUCUUCGAAAAAUAAACUGCAAGCCGAUCGUUCAGGGCGAGCGACAGAAAUGAUAAAAGGCAAGCUGCCUACGACUGAAAAAAGACGAGCAAGUGAAACGCCAGCAUUGUUGAUGGUUACAUCAAGAAAAAGGUCGCUCUCUGUUCCUCCAGAUGGUAAAGAACAUUUCUCCAUUACAACAAUUGUGAAAGCAAGAAGCUUGGCAAUGAAAUGGCGAGGUCGCCAAAGAAAGCAAGGUCGAAAGCAAACCAUUUUGCCCACCAUAACUGAUGAUAGAUCAAAAUUUUCGCUUUGUGCCAAUGUAAAAUGCAGCCCUCAGUUCGAGGAGGUGAUCAAACUUUUAGAAGGCGAUCAAGGUGUGGAAGACGUUGGGAUUGACUUGAAAUCUCUACAGCUUAAGUGACACUGUUAAUUUUAUAAAAAUCUAAGAGACAUUUUUCACGGAUUCUACCAUCUAGAUGUACAACUAGGACGUUAUCGACUCCCUUUCGUCGAAAAAGAUACUGUGCGUGAUAUACUUCUGAAACGCGUUGGACAAAAACGAGAGGCGCUAAUGUCUUGAUGAACUCCAUUUCCAACGCAAAUUUGUAACAAGAAUGCAUUUACACGCAUUUGCGGAUCUCGGAGUAGCGGAACCUCCACUGACGUCGUAGAAGAGUAUUUCAUGAAUCGAAAUCCACGUCGCGUGUUGUUCACUGAUGCUAACUUUCGGUAGAAGCGCGGUUUACACUUACACACACAAACACACACGUAGCUCCGACAAGAAAAUCCUGAUGAUUUUUGCCUCUUACAGAAAAGAUGUUGCAUGGUGUGUUUUUAGCCAAAAAAAUUUAAUAUACAUUUCCAAUUGGUCAUCCAGCUAGUGGUAAAAUCGGUCUUUAAAUAUUAUUGAAAAUUUCUUCAGCUUGUACAAAUGUACAUUGUAACAUAUAGUAUUAAAAAAAGCUAGCUACUUAAAAAGUUUGGGAAAGGAAACCAAAACUACGGCCCGAUUUCAUAUAAUUUUUCAAAUGAAUCCAUUUCAACUGUAAAAUUAGCUAUUUCGGUUCUCGGAAUGGUAAAUUUGUUGGCUUGGAUGGGAACCAAUAUAUCACUAAACAUGAUUUUCUUUCCACGUUUAGGUGUCAAUUAGCGCAUAAAAGCGAUGUUAAGGUGGAAAUUUGCAUCUGAAACAAAGAAAGUAAACAAGAACGCGUAAUAGACGAGUGACUGACACAAGAAUGAAGCCUAAUUUUCUUGGUGAUCUGAU